Molecule: messenger RNA, 1350 nt
Organism: Moesziomyces aphidis
Lineage: Eukaryota; Fungi; Basidiomycota; Ustilaginomycetes; Ustilaginales; Ustilaginaceae
Source: the annotation of a GenBank genome assembly
AUGCCGACGGCGACCAAGACGCGGCUCAACAUUAUCAUCUGCGGCGGAGGCAUCGCGGGCCUCGCGGCGGCGGGGGCGCUCGCGCCCCACCACAACGUGACCGUGCUCGAGCGCAAGCCGGACAUCCGCGAGGGCGCGUACGGCAUCAACCUGAAGCCGAACGCGUCGCUGGUGGCGAUCGAGCUGCUCGGCAUCGAAGUGACCCCACCCCCCUCCUCUUUCUCCUUCACGUCUUCCGAAGCGGAAGCGGGUGGUGGAAUGAGGGGGGUGCCUUGCCGCGAGGUGGUGGAGAGGUCUGCCGAGGACGGGGUCGAGCAGAUGCGGAUCGGUGUCGACGCAGAGACGAUGUUCGGCGCACCCUGGUACUUGUGCCGGCGCGACGAGCUGCUGCAGCAGCUGUACCGCACGGCGCGCCAGAGAGGCGUGUAUGUGCGGCUCGACGUGCGCGUCCAAUCCCUGGACCAGGAGAAUACUGCCGAUGGCCGCGCGUGCGGCCCGGUCAGCAUCCAGACCUCGAACGGCGAGACGCUCCAUGCCGACUUGGUGCUAGUGGCGGACGGGAUCGCGUCCAAGCUGCGCAGGUACGUGCUCGACGGGCGUGGCAGCGUGCCGAACGGGCUGGCUGCGCCCGGCAGCGCGUCGACCAAGGAUGCGCUGAUCGUCGAUUCGGGGCAGGUGGCGUUCCGGGCGCUGGUGGCGUGGACGGACCUGGCUGGCGACGCGACGCUGUCGUACCUCACGCGCCCGUCGCACGGCGGGCUGUACGUAUGGGCGGGCCGCAAACAGCGUCUGGUCGCCUACCCGUGCCCGGGGAGCGUCAACAUUGUGGCGAUCGUCGACAGAGACUCGCUGCACCCUGCUGCCGCUAGCGCCUCGUCGGCGCCCUCAGCUGCGACGGCAGAGGUGCUGCGCGACCAGUUCGGCACGUUCCACUCGAGCGCGACGCGGCUGCUGGACCACGUGCGCACCGCGAGCCUGUGGGCGCUCAACGACCUCGAGCCGCUUGCGCGCUCCGGCCGCGGGUGCGUGUACCUGGUCGGCGACGCCUCGCACGCCACGCUCCCGCACCAGGGCCAGGGCGCCUCGCUGGCUUUCGAGGACGCCGAGGCGCUCGCCACCAUGCUCGCCGACCUGGACGAUGCGUCGUCCACCACCAUCGGGCGUGCGCUGCACGCGACGAGUGUGCUGCGCACACCGCGCAUCCGUGCGAUCCAGCACGCCAGCCGCGUCAUGGCGCGCCCCGCCGACUACGCCAAGGGCGAAAAGGGCGACGCCCUGCGCUUCAGCCAGCUCAUGCUCAAGUACAAAGGCAUUAACGACCUCGCCCGCACCGACUCCAAACAGCCCUGA